GGACUUGGAGAUUUUUUCGACGUAACGUAUAGCGUCCUUAUAGACAUCGGCGGCACACCCUUGCCUGUUGUGCUAGACACGGGUUCCUCAGACCUCUGGGUACUAUCAACCAUGUGCCAGGGAACAUGCUCCUCUGAAAAUACGGCUCUUUACCCACCGAACACGUUUCACGAUAUGGGCCUGGAUGCCACCCUGGUGUAUGGCGAUUCGCAGACUGGUACGUAUGCGAGAGGCGUCAUUGGAUAUGACGCGGUGUCGCUCGCGGGCUUGACUUUGCAAGACCAGUAUUUCGCGGCGAUCAAUGAUACCAAUACUUCUGUGGUGCAGAGCAGGUGUUCUGGGAUCUUCGGACUGGGGUUUCCUCUCAACAGUGUUAUCUGGACCGAUCUGUUCCUGAAUCAACAUCGGGUUUCGAGACGACGAAGUCUUAAACGUGAGGUAGUCCCGCGUAUCGCUGUCGCGUGGAGAAAUUACGCAAGUCGCUGGUUUGAGAAGUCCACCCUCGGAAUUUCCUCGUCUCGACAUAUCGAUACUCCCUUUAAUCAAUCUAUGCAUCAACAGAAACGUCAGACAUCCACCAUCAUUUCUUCUUUUGGAGAAUCCGCUCCAUUCAUCCCUCGACUUGUUUCGCUCGGAGCGCUUGCCUUGCCCAUGUUUGCGAUUGCGCUGCAGCGAGAUACAAUCGAAAUCGGAGGGAAUGAAGGCAUGCUCUCCAUAGGCGGACUGCCACUUGGGGUCCAGAACGAGAGCCUGACGUGGGUUCCUGUGCGUAAAUAUACACUUCAACAAGGCGGCUUGAUCCAAGAUGCUCCUCUCGAGGCAUAUCCCAUUGCUUGGGAGAUCCCAGUGGACGAUGUCUUCCUUGACGGCGUGAAACUUCCGCGGUCACAGUUAUCUUCCCCUAAUAUAUCACUCUCAGCACUAAUAGACACAGGCAAUUCCCUGAUUCGCGGUCCGCCUGACGUCAUUUCGCACAUCCAGAACAUGCUGGGGGGACCUCACUUCGCCUGUUCAUCUCCUCAUACACUGACAUUCCAGAUCGGUGGCCGCCUGUUCCCCGUCGACCCAAGGGACUUCGUCAGCCAGGUGCGCUUGGGAAACGUAGAGGUGUGCGCGGCGAAUCUUGCACAGACUGAUGUGCCUGUUCUCGGUGGGGGUGGAUAUCUCUACAGCUGGAGUCUAGGGGAUCCGUUUCUGAAAGGCGUGCUCGCAGCGUUCUACUAUGGCUCUUUCGCAGGACCUUCGCAAGACCCUCCACGCAUUGGGUUCCUAUCUACCGUUCCUUCUGAUGCUGGCGAACAGUUAGAGGACACUGUAUCGGCUGCGGCUAUGGAACAGGACGAUCUUCCCGGGACAAAGGCAUCACCGCCAUCCUCCCUUUCUUCUCCAUGGAGCACCGGCAUCGGGGGAAUCCCUCUGGCAUCUCCACUCAGCACUGGUACCGGAGACAUCCCUGUGGUAUCUCCUCUCACUGGCUCUGCUCAUGAUGAUAGAGGCGGGAGCAGCCAACCUGGGCAGGCCAAUGGUGCACGAGAGGGCAUAAAGGUGGGCUCUGCCACCGCUUUGUGGAGUACAUUUGUUACUUUAGCGAUGUGGACAUUCUUGCAUUUUUGACAUUUUGUAGCCUAUCACAUGCGAUCCUCGAUUUUUUUUGGUCUGGCAUUGGAUCCCAAGACGCCAUCGAUUGACGAUUGUCAACAAUUGCAUGACAGAUUGAUGAAUCUGUUUCAUUAGGCCUCCUCGUCAUCUCAGUGCAAGUAUGGAUCCUUUUCUGCGUACUUAGAAUGGGAGACUGGAAAAUAUUGCAAGGGGUCCUCCAGAACC
Suillus clintonianus is the source of this 1824-nucleotide messenger RNA. Its product is annotated as aspartic peptidase domain-containing protein. Gene Ontology annotation, molecular function: aspartic-type endopeptidase activity. The coding region runs from base 112 to 1614 and encodes 500 amino acids. The transcript has 10 exons. The record is from RefSeq and is a predicted model, not a curated record. Gene Ontology annotation, biological process: proteolysis. NCBI's taxonomy places the organism in Eukaryota, Fungi, Basidiomycota, Agaricomycetes, Boletales, Suillaceae.